Messenger RNA from Staurois parvus, 360 nucleotides. NCBI's taxonomy places the organism in Eukaryota, Metazoa, Chordata, Amphibia, Anura, Ranidae. The record is from the annotation of a GenBank genome assembly.
AUGGUGAAAUGUCAAGGCAACAUGCCAUCACCCACCUGCUCAUCUGCCAGAAUAACUGCUAACAGGACCUACAGGAGCAAACCUUCUCAGAAUGGCCUUCUGACAAAGAUGCAUGAGGAAGAACACCACCAACAGAUGUCUAUCCUUCAGCUCCAGCUUAUUCAGAUGAAUGAAGUACAUGUAGCUAAAGUGCAGCAGAUUGAGCGAGAAUGUGAAAUGGCUGAGGUGGAACACCGGAUAAAGAUGGAAAUCCUAAAUAAAAAAAGAAAAUGUACUGGGAAAGGAAAUUGCAAACAAUCACAAAAGAAUGGCCAGUGGCAUCAUUUAACAGGCCUUUCCCAAACUCACCAUAAACAUUAA